Messenger RNA from Penicillium salamii, 468 nucleotides. The record is from the annotation of a GenBank genome assembly. Lineage: Eukaryota; Fungi; Ascomycota; Eurotiomycetes; Eurotiales; Aspergillaceae.
AUGAGCGAACAAUCCAACCCAACAGAAGACCAACAAAAAGAAGCGCUGGCCGCCUUCACAGCAACGCUCCACUCAGUGGGCACGAACCUUGAAGCUCCACUGCGCGACCGCGCAGCGAACAUCCAAUCGAACGCUGCAGCACUGGAGCGGCAGGAAGCCGAGUUAGCGGAGAAUACGGCGAGACUGGCGCGGCAGAAUCAGCAGUGGGUUGGGUUGGCGGAUGAGACGCGGGAGGGACUGAAGGAGAUUGGGGAUGUGCAGAAUUGGGCGGAGAUGAUUGAGAGGGAUUUGUUGGCUUUGGAGGAUAUGAUGGAUGGUGUUGAGAAGGGUGGGGAUGAUGUUGAGAGGAAUGAGAAUAGGAAUGGGAAUAGGAAUGGGGAUGGGAAUGGGGAUGGGGUUGAGGAUGAUCGGAAUGGUCAUGAUCUUGGGAAGAAGGUAGAGCCUAAAGGAUGGUUCCGAUGGUGGUGA